Culicoides brevitarsis is the source of this 940-nucleotide messenger RNA. It is a transcript of the gene Nup62, whose product is annotated as nuclear pore glycoprotein p62. The record is from RefSeq and is a predicted model, not a curated record. The transcript has 2 exons. Gene Ontology annotation, molecular function: structural constituent of nuclear pore; phospholipid binding. Gene Ontology annotation, biological process: RNA export from nucleus; protein import into nucleus. Lineage: Eukaryota; Metazoa; Arthropoda; Insecta; Diptera; Ceratopogonidae. Gene Ontology annotation, cellular component: nuclear pore central transport channel; nuclear pore. Bases 69 to 893 code for a protein of 274 amino acids.
GACACGCAACUUUGAAAUCAAACAAAACUUUUUACCUUCAAAAAAGCCUUCAACAAAUCCGUGAAACGAUGAAUUUCUCCUUCGGAACACCGUCAAACACGUCAGCAGCGACAACAACAACUUCAAACACUCCCGGGUUUUCGUUUUCCGCAACGCCAGCAUCUGCCGCGACACAAGCAGCUCCAACUUUGUCACUGCAACCGGCAACGACGACAGCUACAAGUGCUCCAAAUGCCUCCGCACCCGCAGCAACCUUGGGAAGUGUCACAUCUACAGUUCAAUCCACAACUGGCACCGGUCAAGCCGCCUCAAGUCAACACAAUUUCUUCCAACUUGAGGAAUUUAUCAACAAAUGGACCUUGGAACUGAACGAACAAGAGAAAUUAUUCAUGAAUCAGGCGACACAAGUGAAUGCUUGGGACAAAGUUUUACUCGCGAACGGCGAUAAAAUCGUUUCGCUCAACGAAUCCGUCGAAAAAGUCAAAGCCGAACAAGAUGCUUUGGAACAGGAAUUGGAAUUUAUUACCGCGCAACAUGCCGAACUCGAAGAAUGUAUCGUGCCGCUUGAGCAAGAACUCGCCAAAAUUCCACAAGUUGAUAUCGAACGCGGGCAAACUUACAUGAUGGCUGAAACUUUGGAUUCGCAACUGAAACAAAUGCUCGAGGAUGUCAAAGAAGUCGUCGAACACUUGAAUGAGGCAAAUAAAUUCGCAGAUCCAAAUGACCAUAUCACGAAAAUUGGCAAAAUUUUGAAUGCGCACAUGAGUUCCUUGCAAUGGAUCGACAAAUCUACGGAAGAAAUCAACAAUCGCUUGGAGGAAAUCUCGAAGAUGCAUGAUACGAUCCGGAAAGACAACGAACGUUCAAUUCGUCUCACUUACUAUGAGUCUUAAUUCCUUUUUUUGUUGAAUAAAUUUAAUUUUUUUCUGUCUAAAAUUUA